Anneissia japonica is the source of this 2178-nucleotide messenger RNA. Its product is annotated as testis-specific serine/threonine-protein kinase 2-like. Lineage: Eukaryota; Metazoa; Echinodermata; Crinoidea; Comatulida; Comatulidae. The record is from RefSeq and is a predicted model, not a curated record. Bases 285 to 1205 code for a protein of 306 amino acids. Gene Ontology annotation, biological process: protein phosphorylation; intracellular signal transduction. Gene Ontology annotation, cellular component: cytoplasm. The transcript has a single exon. Gene Ontology annotation, molecular function: ATP binding; protein serine/threonine kinase activity.
GGUCAGUGCGUUUUUUACAGUGCAUGCUUAGCAAAUGGCCAGAUUUUUUAUUACUACAAACAGCCAGUAAAGAAAUCAAAAUUUUGUACGGUACUAAAUCUUGAGCCGGUUUGGGUUACGUCACCAGAAGGAUUUUGUGUGCGUGUGUUGCGGCGCCCGCGUCUUGACUAUAACCAAGGUAUUCUCAUCGCACAUGGCAACAGAUAAAGUGUGCUUUUUACAGAUUUUCUAAAAUCUAUCGGUGUUGUCUAGCAUUGGUCUCCAACUCCUACGCCGCUGGUAAAAUGGCAAUGCUAGAGGCUUUCCGUGAUUUAUGUAGCAAGUAUUCUUAUGAUGUUUUAUCCGGUGCUCCCAUGUCACAAGGCCGGUAUUCACUUGUCCACGUUGCUUAUCGCAAAAAGCCGGCAAAUGAAAAAGCAGUAUUGAAAUGUAUUGUGAAAAACCGACGUGACGAAUCCACUGGCGAUAUCGAAUGGAACUGUCUCCAUGAAGCUAAGAUGCUGGAGAAAUUAGAUCAUGAAAAUAUCAUUAAACUUUAUAGUUAUUUUGAGAGCGAGCACUUUGUUGUGAUGGAAUUAGAAUUUGAGCAUCAAGGGAAUCUCCGAGAGCAUGUCCACAAGUAUCAUUCUUUGAGUGAAACAGAAUGUAAUCGCCUGAUCAAAGAGGUCGUCAGCGCAGUGUCUUAUCUGCAUGCCAUAGACAUUGUCCAUCGUGAUCUUAAGUGCUCGAAUGUUGUUCUGUGUUGUUGCAGUUUCGUGCGCACUAAGCUGAUAGAUUUCGAAUUUAGUAAGGACAUUUCUUUGGAUAAAUUUCGAGGAGACGCUCAACCACAUACAUUCUGCGGCUCGCCAACAUACGCUGCACCACAACUUCUUGACUUUGUGACAUGUGACUUAAAGGCUGCAGAUGUCUGGGCGAUCGGAGUGAUGCUUUUCUUCAUGUUGACAGAAACCUUUCCAUUCGGUAGUGGAGACGUGAAAAGUGUGCGGAAGAAGAUAAGGGGAGGUCCAUUCUGGCCUCUGGGAAAAAGCAUCAGUGACCAAUGCAAAGAGGUUGUGAUGUCUGCUCUAACAGUUGACGAAGACAACAGAGCAACCAUUCAGAUGUUUGAGGAGAAUUCAUGGGUGUCGGCGUAUAAUGGUCCUAAUUGUGUUGCUGCUAAAGAAAUCUCAGAAGCUGCCAUAAAUUCUUCCUGGCAUCAUUAAGCCUGCGAAACAUAAAAAAUAAAGCACAGGAUCUAGUGGUUAAGUUUCGCGGUUUGUGCUGUAAAAAGUUUUGAGAGAUGCUUGCUGGAGAGUUUAUAUCUAUCGAAGACAUAUAUUUUUUUAACGAAAUUUUUGUCAAUUAACUUUAUAUGUAGUAAUUGAAAUGUUCGGCGUUGGUUUUUACAGCUGUAUUGACCAUACAUUCAAAUCGUAAAAUUAAUGAUGAGGAAGAACAGUGAAAAAGUCGACCAAUUCAAACGUACCUAAACUCGAAGGUGUGAGGUUGUUUCGCAGAUCGUAUAUCUUUGACCUCAUUCACUCGUUAUUAUCAAUUUCACACUUUCCAAGUGUCUCUUAAUAAGUAAAAUUACAAUACGGGGUAAAGGGCAGAGUAUAUAAAUUAAUAUAAGAUAUAAAAAGUGAUAUUUAAAGUCUAUAAAAGUACAUUAAGAAUGUACAUGAAUAUAUUUAAAAAUACUAAAUCCUCCAAAAUACAAAAAAAAAAUGAAAUUAGAAUAUGAGGCAUACGAUGAAGUUUAAUUAAUUAAUUAAUUAAAAAAGAAUUGAUUAAAAUUAUUAGGGACUAUUGCACAACAGAGAGAGGACGUUAGGCUAAAUAUUAUGUAAAAAUUGAUUUGAAAAUGACAUGAAGGUUUUACUUCAAAAUCGGUCCUUGCCCUACUGAACUGACAUGAAUUCUUUAAAUUCUCACUAUGUGUCCCAUGCCAUUUGAAUGAGAUCCACCCAGAUCCCCGACUAAAUAACAUUAUAUUAUACUGUACUCACCAGAGUGUCCCCCAUUUAGUCAGAUUCAAGUUAAAAGAAAGAAAGAAAAAGAAGUUAUGAUCAUCCAAAACGCAUCAGAGGAGUUUUUCUGGGCGUCUAACAAAAAUUUCUCGGGGGCAUGCACCGGACCCUCUAGGGUAGUGAUGUCUCUCAAUUGACCCCCCGCCCCCAUUUCGGACAUGCCUGG